Aquila chrysaetos chrysaetos is the source of this 1923-nucleotide messenger RNA. RefSeq names its product component of oligomeric golgi complex 8 (gene COG8). Gene Ontology annotation, molecular function: peptide deformylase activity. Gene Ontology annotation, biological process: intra-Golgi vesicle-mediated transport. The transcript is spliced from 5 exons. The record is from RefSeq and is a predicted model, not a curated record. Gene Ontology annotation, cellular component: COG complex. Bases 37 to 1800 code for a protein of 587 amino acids. Lineage: Eukaryota; Metazoa; Chordata; Aves; Accipitriformes; Accipitridae.
GCGGCCCACCGAGAGGGGAGCGGCCAGAGCGGCGCCAUGGCGGCGGUGGCGGCGGCGGCGGAGGAGGCCCGGCUGCUGGCCUGGCUGCGCGGCCCGGCGGCGGCGGGGCCCGGAGGCUCCGAGCUCUCCGCCUACGUGGCCGAGCUGGCGGCGCUGGGGCUGGCGGAGCUGGGCCGGGAGCCGGCGCGGCUGGCGGCGGAGAGGGCGCGGGUCGGGGCGGAGACCCGCCGCCUGGCCUUCGAGCACUACCGGGCCUUUAUCCGCUCCGCCGAGUGCACCGGCCGCGCCGGCCGCGGCUUCGGCGGCAUCGAGAGCCGCCUCGGCAGUCUGCUGGGCCGCCUGCCCGCCCUCCAGGACGCCUGCCGGAACUUCAUGCGCGAUGCCGAGGAGAUCGCCUGCAGCCGGCGCAUGAACAGCCUGACGCUGAACCGGCACACGGAGAUCCUGGAGAUCCUGGAGAUCCCGCAGCUCAUGGACACCUGCGUUCGCAACGGCUACUACGAGGAGGCACUGGAGCUCGCCGCCUACGUGCGCCGGCUGGAGAGGAAGCACAGCGGCAUCCCCGUGAUCCAGGGCAUCGUGGACGAGGUGCGCCAGUCUGCCCAGCUGAUGCUGAACCAGCUCAUCCAGCAGCUCCGCACCAACAUCCAGCUGCCGGCCUGCCUGCGGGUCAUCGGCUACCUGCGGCGCAUGGACGUCUUCACGGAGGCCGAGCUGCGCAUCAAGUUCCUGCAGGCGCGGGACGCCUGGCUGCGCUCCAUCCAGGCCUCCAUCCCCGACGACGACCCCUACUUCCACAUCACCAAGACCAUCGAGGCCUGCCGCGUCCACCUCUUCGACAUCGUCACCCAGUAUCGCGCCAUCUUCUCCGACGAGGAGCCGCUCCUGCCCCCUGAGGGGCAGGCCCUCAACGAGGGAGCCAUCUUCCACGGCUGGGUGCUGCAGAAGGUCUCCGAGUUCCUGCGGACGCUGGAGCGCGAUCUCCGGCGCGGGGUGGGCAGCCGCCUGGACUCGCUGCUGGGGCAGUGCAUGUACUUCGGCCUCUCCUUUAGCAGGGUGGGGGCCGAUUUCCGCGGGCAGCUGGCCCCCCUCUUCCAGCGCGUGGCUGCCGCCGCUUUCGAGAAGGCGGUGGAGGAGGCGGUGGAAAAAUUCCGGGAGGAGAUGAAUUCCUACACGCUCAUCUCUGCCCCGGCCGUCCUCGGGGGCAGCGCCGGUGUGCCGGUGCCCGCGGCACAGCCGGGGACGCUGCAGCCGCCCAUGGUGCUGCUGGACUUCCCGCCUCUCGCCUGCUUCCUCAACGGCCUCCUCGUCGCCUUCAACGACCUGCGGCUCUGCUGCCCCGUCGCCCUGGCCCAGGACGUCACCGCCUGCCUGGAGGACGCGCUCGGUGAGGUGACCAAAACCAUCCUGGUGUUCCACCGAGCAGAAGAGGCGGCUUUCAGCGGGCGGGAGCAGGAGCUCUUUGCCCAGUUCUGUACGGCCUUCCUGGACGACCUGCUGCCCUACCUCAACCGCUGCCUCCAGCUCCUCUUUCCCCCGGCACAAAUCGCGCAGGCGCUGGGCGUCCCCCCCACCCAGCUGCAGCGCUUCGGCCGCCUGGGCCGCAUCGACGUGGUCGCCCUCAGGGAGCCGUUGGCUUUUCUCCUGCCGGCGUCGGCAGAGGAGGAACCGGCCCAUGAGAACACCCCGCGCCCGGAGCGGGAAUCGGAAGCCGUGGCCGGGGGGUCCCUGCCUGCGCAGGGGCAGGAGAACCCCCCCACCGGGGCUCUGCUGCCGGACAUUCCCGAGGCCACAGGGUAGCGGGGCUGUGGCUGGGCCGGGCUGCGUCACCCCACGACGGGGGUGCGGGGGUCCCCGGUCCCUGCCUGCCUUCCCGCUGCCCGUACCCCUGCCCGCAGACCUCCUGCCUGCACACCCCCCCCC